Molecule: messenger RNA, 2518 nt
Organism: Amphimedon queenslandica
Lineage: Eukaryota; Metazoa; Porifera; Demospongiae; Haplosclerida; Niphatidae
Product: striated muscle preferentially expressed protein kinase-like
Exons: 1
Coding region: 82-2445 (787 amino acids)
Biological process (GO): protein phosphorylation; intracellular signal transduction
Cellular component (GO): cytoplasm
Molecular function (GO): protein serine/threonine kinase activity; ATP binding
Source: RefSeq, a predicted model, not a curated record
UGCUAGAGAUGCUUCCUGCUUCAGACAGCCUGCAAAGGAAGAUGACAGGAGGCAAGAGAGGCCGUGGAGGUGGAAAGGAACAUGCCUCGGUUUAGGAUAAGAGCCAGAAGGUUCUGGACUAACAGGAGACGAAGGAGGAGGCCAGCAGAAGCAAGCAAUGAGACGCAGCAACAGCAAGGAGAGCCCGAAACUCCUGUAACUAUAGACCCAACACUCUUAUUCCCUGAGCUAACAUUUGAACAAGAAGAGACAGGAGGAGGAGAGAGCUCUACUUCAUUAGAGACCAAUGACCAAUCGCUUCAAGUCCAAUCAGCUCCAGUCAUCUCAGAACCUGCUCCAGCAUUAGCUGCAGUGACCGAUACUGAUGAGCAGUCAAUACUUGAUCGUAUCAACACUGAUCCUCCUGCUCUCCCUCUCACCAAUCACUCAACAGUUAACCAAACAAGUAUCAAUCAAACGAGUACCGAAUCAAUGCUAAAUCAUGGCGGUAACGCUAAUUUCUCUUUUACCGAGAUCACUCCGUCUAGAGGUGACACGAUGAUUGCCGUGUGCACGAGUCAAGCAACAGAAAGAGCACUAAGCAUGAGUCAUGCAGUAACUACCUCUCAUGGGGCCACUAGCAUCAAUUCAUCUCUCAUCAGUCAAUCAGAGAAUUCAAUACCACCGCCCACACAUGACGACUCUUUUGUCCAAUCUUCGGAAGCAACUGAGAGACUACCUCAAAGAAGUGGAAGAGCUACAAUGAGUAGCACCAGUGAACUCUCAAGCAGUUCUACUGGUAAUAUAGUGACUGUAUUACUACGAGAGUCUGAUGCAGGAACUGAGGUAUAUUCAAGACUACUAGGAACAACAGUGCGACCGCACGUAAUCCAUCAACCGAGAAGAUAUCAUUUUAUUUGGAGCAGUGAUGGAACUGAUAGCCACUUGUGGUCUAGUCCGAUCCGUUUGAGAAGUUACCUGAGUCAGUUCUGUACUGCAGUCUCAAGGAGAGUUGUACCUCAUGGGGCAAGCAUUGAAGUAGUGCUCUAUCCUCAUCUACUUGCUAAUGCAGCACCAGGGUUUACUCCAAUCAGCAUCACUAGGAUAUACACCAUGAUUCACCCAAUACACCCUCCUACUAACUGGCAGACUCAGUUUCCAACUGAUUUUGCUGGAAACUGGUCGAGUUUUGUAUCCGAUAUAGGCAUGAAUGCAUUAGCUGGCCCACUUAUCGAAACACCACUUCAGACAUCACUUCCAGAUACUCUCAGACUACCUCUUUCUCCUCCUCCAGUUCCCCAUCAACAGUCGCAAGGUCUCAUUCAACACCAUUCAAGCUCACUAGCUGCUACUGUCUCUGAAAUAAGGUCAUCAGUAACUAUACCAGAUACUGUUGAGUCGCCUCCUCUUGAUUUAUCGGAAUCAAGCAUAUCGCAUGUCUCUCUACCCUCCUCUAACGGAUCAACACAGAGUCUUGGUCACACUGAUUCUGAUAGCACCACUAACACAACUACAUCAGUAGGAGAGCAUCCUACUGCUCCUCCUAGCUCCACUAACCUUCACCUUGAAGAUGAGCAAGUCUCUAAUGCCACGAGAUUCCGUUUCCCUAAUUUACCAAACAAAGGGAACCAUGAGUAUAAUUUAUUUGUUCCUCCUUCUUAUGUGCUAGGCCCUGUCAUUGGUGAAGGUGAAUUUGCAAAGGUUAGGAUGGCUUGUAACCUUGUUACCAAUGGAGCUGUAGCCAUCAAAGCAUUUAGACGAAGGAGGGGAGGUCUGUCUUCAUCAAUUGAUGAGCAAAUGCUACGAGAGAUUAAUGUUCUCAAGGGUCUACGUUGCCGGAACAUAAUUAAAGUAUUUGAGUCUCUUAUCUAUGGCGACAGAGUUUUUAUGGUGAUGGAAAUAAUGACUAAAGGAGACUUGAGAAAAUAUAUAAAUAAAACAGGAGCAAUGAAGGAAUCAAACGCCCGCAAAAUGUUUUCUGAUAUUCUAAAUGGAGUUGUGUACCUCCAUCAACAUUCUAUAGUCCACUUGGACUUAAAGCUGGAAAAUCUUUUACUAAACGAAGAUCUUGUCAUCAAGAUUACCGAUUUUGGCUGCGCCAGGUUGCAAGUGGGCAGCAAAAGGUUCAAUACCCCGUGUGGGAGCUAUGCAUACGGGGCACCAGAAGUCAUCAGUGGACAAAGUUAUGACGGAAUGAAAGCAGACGUUUGGAGUUUAGGCAUCAUACUAUACUGCAUGGUAUCAGCAAGGCUCCCUUAUGCUGAUGAUGGCCAGCUUGCAGAUUUGAUAUGGGAGAGACGACAAUCACCUGAAAUACCAUCAUGGGUGUCAAGCGAAUGCUGCAAUUUGAUAUGUUGGACGCUACGUUAUAGAGCCGAGAGGAGGAUUAACGAAACGCAGAUGAUGUCUCAUAACUGGAUGUGGAUCGAGAGCCGUAAACUCCCUUGGCUAAAACCGUACACUUAGUUUUGACUUUAGUGAGAGUAAAAAUAAUAAUUAAAAUGAUGUUACUUAUAAUAAUUAAUAAUGACAAUUUUAA